Molecule: messenger RNA, 4634 nt
Organism: Betta splendens (Siamese fighting fish)
Lineage: Eukaryota; Metazoa; Chordata; Actinopteri; Anabantiformes; Osphronemidae
Gene: arhgef15b
Product: Rho guanine nucleotide exchange factor 15b
Exons: 16
Coding region: 435-3395 (986 amino acids)
Biological process (GO): activation of GTPase activity
Molecular function (GO): guanyl-nucleotide exchange factor activity; protein binding
Source: RefSeq, a predicted model, not a curated record
GUUGGACUCCUGCCUCCCGUUCCGUCCUCUCACUCACGCUGCUGGUAACAAAGAGCAGACAACAACAGGGGGAUGAUGGGCGCUCACGCCACAACCCUGUCACACAGACAAUAAGAUUUUAACCGCGUUGUCUCCUAUUUUUUUCUCACUAUUUUUAAGACAUUUCUCCACCGCGAGAUCAGAGUUGAACGUAAACUACAGCGACGCAGCUGCGCCCCGGGACGACUUGGACGUGAAGCUUUCUUCCUCGUCAGAUCUAACCUCAGUAUGGGGGAGCACCAGCUUUAGAGCCGAAUCACUGCAGGGACACAUCCAGACACGUCUCAAUCAAACCGGUGAACAUGACUUGCUCAGGCUGACCUGCGUCCUCAAAGCCUGGCCUCUGAUUGGUCAGGGUGACGCGCUGUGACAGAAGACCACCCCGUCCACCCAUCAUGUCUGUCGAGGAGCCCACGCCUCCUUCAUUCCUCAAACUCGAGGCCAAGUCAAAACCGGACAUCCCUCCAAAGCCCCCGACGCAAAGCGCCCACCCCUCUCCGGAGGACGGCGACGGCGGCGCGAGGGGGAAAGUCAAGAGGAUCGUGCACAAGUUCAGCCUGCAGGACUCCGUGUCGGAGGAGCACCCGGCCACUGAGGCGGCGGACGCCGCGCAGAGCAAGCGUCUGAAGAGCCCGCCUCCGGUGAAGCCCAAGCCCUCCCGCGUCAGCCAGCAGCUUCAGGCGCCGCCGCUGCCGGCCAAGACGAGGGGCACGCUGCAGAAGCAGAAGGAGUGCGUGCAGGGGGGGGGGGCAGAGGGCGUCGGUGCGGCCGGACGCCGCUCGGCUCCUGAUGGAAAGGAGGUGGAGGUCCUUCCUGUCGGGGGAGGUGAGGCGGAGGCGGAGCACGGCGCAGGCCCGGCCCAAAGCCCCUGCUGCGAGCCAGGCUGCAGCUGCAUGUGCCAUCGUCAUCGACCGGGCAUGAAACUGGUCUGGGUGCCCGUGGACGCGGAAGAGGAAGAAAGAGAGGACGAGACCAGCGAGGGAAGUCAGAAAGGGGAGGACGGGGGGGAUUUGGAGGAGAGUGAUGAGUUUGAAGAUGGAGAGGAAACUGGGGACGAGGUGGACAUGACGUCUGUGAGUGAGGAGAGUCAACUGGUGAAUCAGGACAAAGCAAAGUUCCACCAGUCGUUGGACAUUCUGAUAUCUGAGACUCAGAGGAGGCGCUCGGACCCGGGCCCUCACGCAGUUUUCAACUCCCUUGGCAUCACUCGCUCUCACUCUCCCCCCGUUCCUCCGAAACGAACUCAGUCGCCCUGCGUCAACCAGAAACCAAACGACGACGAGGAGGAAAGCAUUUACGAGUUAGUGCUUCAAGUGAUCAACCCCGCCCCCAAGAAGGAGGUGGAGCCUCCUCUGGUCAAGGUGCGCAUGCCGGCGCGGCGGUCCAAGCUGGCCUCCGCCCCCCCGGAGCACAUGAACAGCAGCACCGAGCCCGCCUCAGGCCUGACGGAGGCCCCGCCGGCCAUCCCGCCUCGCAUGCCCACGGCCCCAGACACCCACAGCCACAACCCGGUGCACCGAGGCGGCAUCGCGCUCCCCCAGCCCACCCUGGAGGAGUGGCGCGCCCUCCUCCCCUCGUCCCACAGCAGCCCCCCCGCCCCUGUCCCAACAGGGAGCCCCCUUGUGCCCCACCGCCCUCCGCCACCGCCACCCAACUCCAGGCGGGUCAGCACUGCCUCGUCACAGUACCUCACGUUAAAGAAAGAUGGAGACGAGAAUGGAGAGAGCGAAGGAGAGAAGGAAGCAGAUGAAACGACGUUAAGGAGGGGAUCGAUUUUGAACUGGCAGUCCCGCCUGCAGGACGAGCCUCUGUACCAGACGUACCGUGCCACUGUCAUCCACAAGGAAAUCAAGCGCCAGACAGUUUGCCGCAACAUCAGUAAAGCGAGCGGGGACUUUUCUGUGGACGUGACCAGCCUUCGCAUUGGUAACGGAAAUGGGACUUUACCUGGGAAGGUUAGCCCUGUGCCCAGUGCGGCCCAGAGCACCCUGUGGCAGGACCUCCCAGCCGUACGGGACAGCGGAGUUCUGGAGACGCUCACAUCUGAUCAGUGCAAGUACCAGGAGAGUAUGUUUGAGGUUUUGACUUCAGAGGCCUCUUACCUUCGCUCCCUGCGAAUCCUCAUCGAGCACUUCAUGGAGAACAGGGACCUGGACGAAACGCUAAUCAUCAUGGACAAGAAAACCCUCUUCUCCAACAUCCUGAAGAUCCGAGAGGUCAGCGAGAGUUUCCUCAAGGACUUGGAGGAGCGCAUAUUCCAGGAGGUGGUCUUCAGUGACAUCUGUGACAUCAUUUUCUACCAUGCACAGCACAAGUUUCAUGCCUUCAUCGACUACGUUCGCAACCAGAUUUACCAGGAUCAGACCUUCAGCACUCUCAUGAAGUCCAACCCGCAGUUCGCCUCGGUCAUCGCGCGGCUGCAGGAGUCGCCGCAGUGCCAGCGGCUGCCUUUCAUGUCCUUUCUGCUGCUGCCCUUCCAGCGAAUCACGCGCAUCAAAAUGCUCGUUGAGAACAUCUUGAAGAGAACAAACGAGAAGACGAAUUCCGAGCUGAUGGUCUCCAAGGCCUUGGGUGCAGUGUCCAAGAUUAUUGACGAGUGCAACACGGAGGUGGGGAAGAUGCGGCGGAUGGAGGAGCUGAUCCAGGUGUCGAAGAUGCUGGAGUUUGACAAGCUCAAGGCCAUUCCCCUCGUCUCCCAGACCCGGUUUCUGGAGAAGAAGGGGGAGAUGCAGGAGAUGUCCAAAGGGGGCACUAUCUUCAACAUGAAGGCCAAGUUCAACCCCAUCCACCUGUUCCUCUUCAACGACCUGCUCAUCGUCGCUGUGAAGAAGAGCGCGGAGCGGUUCGUGGUGGUGGAUCACGCCCAUCGCUCCUUGGUGCAGGUGCAGCCGGUGGAGCUCAGCGGCGGCGGCGGCGGCUGCGAGCAGCUCUUCAACCUCACCUUGCUGGAAAACCACCAGGGGCGCAUGAUGGAGCGGUUGAUCAAGGUUCCCACCCAGUCGGACAUGCACAGGUGGAUGGCGAUGUUCCCCAGCCCCACCAACCCGGACGCACAGGACAACGAAGUGAUCUACGAGGACUGGGAUUGCCCUCAGGUGCAGUGCUUGGAGCAGUACGUCGCCCAGCAGGGGGACGAGCUCAACCUGGAGCCCACGGACAUCGUCAACGUCAUCCGCAAAUCCAACGAGGGCUGGUACGAGGGCAGCCGCCUGUCUGACGGCCAGAAGGGCUGGUUCCCCUCGGCCAACGUCGUGGAGAUCACCAACGAGCACGUGAGGCGGCGGAACAUCCGGGAGCGCUACCGGGUCAUACAGGCCGCGAGUCUGGUCACCAACAAAAUGGGCAGCGCUCAGUAGGAUCCGGAUGUUUACAUGUAAUCACUAGGGAUUUCAGGCGCAAAGCCUCUCUUUUUAGCCGACACGUCUGUUUCCAGCGACCUAGGGAGACCCGGGUCAUGCCUCAUUUCUACCACGGGAGCAGAUCACUGAGAGAUGAGUGUUUACCUUCAGCCACAGAUCGUCAGUUCCCAAUGUUUGGUGGCUGUUCGUCGGGGCCUCGUACGAGUCCUGACGCAGUAAGAAGCAGCAACGUUACACCAAGUCACCUUCAUUCACAGUAUGUUCAACGUUCCAAAGGUCACCACUGUCUACACAAACAGGUGGAGGGAGCUUUACACUAAAAACACUGGGGCCUUGAUUAGAUUAGCUCGGACCGCACAAACCUCCCGUUGGCUCGAGACCCAUGUUUAGGUACACGUUUUCACCGCUGCCGUUGUUAAGGCUUUAACAAAGAACAGCUCCAGGUUUAACGCGACUCAUUGGGGAGGUUUUACUUCUUACUGUAUAUAUGUCAAAUAGCCUUUUUAAUAUCUUCCCAUCUGCCGCAGAGGAUACGCGAGAAGAAUUUUAAUUGCCUAAUUUCCAGGACAAUUGUUUACAACAAGCAAAACCUGCAGGACUCGAAACAAGGAUCGCACUGUGAGUCUCCUCACUCCUGACUGACAUAGCGAUCAUUCCAGCCGCCGUUCGACCAGAUUGCAGUAAUGCCAGACGUGCUGCAAAGAAAAGCCGUGGGUGUUGCAGUCGACGCCCCCGUACGUGAACGCAUCUGACUGCCACACGCACGUCUAUGCUGAAGUCCCAGAGUUCACCAGCAUCACUCGGCCAGUCGCACGCAUUCCUGUAAUAGCACAAAUACCCAGAGCAAAAAGGAGCGCGUCCCACCACAGGACAAAAAUACUCAAUCAGGAAGUGCCUUCAAAAGGACUCGGCCCAAAAGGGCUCUGGUGCCCAGAUCAAGCAGAAGAACUCAAAGUGCAGCUGUAGAGGCUGCGAUGCGUUCGCUGACUACUUCACUGCCAGGACCCCAGGCCGUCGCUCCCCCUGCAGCACGCCGAGAGUACUGUAAAUAUGUGCCAGUAGUGCUUUUAAUAUAAGAAUCUGUGUUUUUUAGCUACAGGAUGGAUGUUUUAAGUAACAGGCUCAAGUGGGGAUUAUUUUUAUUGAACACUAAGAAAAGAACAAGGUUUGUGCAAUACAGGCAUGAAAAUACUGGUUAUUUAAAGUGGGAAAUAAAUUCUCAUUCUUGGAAAAAAA